Rubroshorea leprosula is the source of this 669-nucleotide messenger RNA. The record is from the annotation of a GenBank genome assembly. NCBI's taxonomy places the organism in Eukaryota, Viridiplantae, Streptophyta, Magnoliopsida, Malvales, Dipterocarpaceae.
GUGACUUUUUAUCUCCCCAACGAUUUUCUAUUUUGUCGGCGUUGUGCAUCGGCUUUCAUAAUUCAUCGAACUCCGAUCAUAGCUCAUCCCUCAUCUCCCUCCAUCUCCCUCUCAAUUCUUUUCCUUUUUCGCCGUUCUCAGCAUAUAUGUAAAGAAAUUCCUUCUUGAUCGCCCGGCAUCCCGAUAUCCUCUUGGUCGUCCUGGUCUGACAAGGUUACGCCAAACCUUGUAGAGCUCCGGCGAGUGAACUGCAGGUGGGGGGCCGGAAUCUUCAUUGCGAUUGACCGAUCCUCGGCAGUUGAGAUGGGAUCUGUUAUUUGGGAUGGAGAUAUCCGAGGUCGGGAUAGGAACAGAGGACGUCCAAGCAGCACCAGCCCGCUUCAGCCAGAGCUUUUCCCGGAAGUUCUUCCAGCUUUUCUUGUCCUUAUUAUUUGGCGGCUCCCCGGUAGCGAGAACAGAGGGGGUGCGAGCUCUGUGGAAGGGGCUGACCCCGUUCGCCACCCACGUCACGCUCAAGUAUGCGCUGCGGAUGGGGUCCAAUGCUGUGUUUCAUUCUUAAAACAACAAUAAUCAUGUAAUUUCAGUAGAAAUAAUGUAGAUUUUUGUUUAAAUGAGUGCAAAUUAAUUAUUAAUUGUAUCUUUUAUCAACAGUAAAAAAAUUUUUUAAUU